Molecule: messenger RNA, 792 nt
Organism: Phaeoacremonium minimum UCRPA7
Lineage: Eukaryota; Fungi; Ascomycota; Sordariomycetes; Togniniales; Togniniaceae
Product: putative uracil phosphoribosyltransferase protein
Exons: 4
Coding region: 1-792 (263 amino acids)
Source: RefSeq, a predicted model, not a curated record
AUGUCGUCCAGAACCCAGGGGGCCACUGCUUCCCCGUCAAUUGCACCGACCAAGAGUGUUGGCCCUGAAUACCGAUCAGAGACCCAAAAGCCAACGGCUACAGUGUCCAGCAAGGUCAAAUUCGACAAUGUCACCGUCCUGCCUCAGACGCCACAGCUUAUCGCGCUGCUCACAACAGGAGAGGAACUCAUGCUUACACCGUGCUGCAGCAUCAUCCGUGACAAGAACACGGAACGGGGAGACUUCAUCUUCUACUCUAACCGGAUUAUUCGUCUCCUGGUUGAGGAGGGCUUGAACCACCUGCCUACCGUCGAGCACACCGUCACGACCCCCGUAGGCCGGGCCUAUGAUGGCCUCAUGUUCCAGGGCAAGAUCUGCGGCGUAUCCAUCAUGAGGGCUGGAGAGUCCAUGGAACAGGGUCUGCGGGACUGCUGCCGCUCGGUCAGGAUUGGCAAGAUCCUCAUCCAGAGAGACGAGGAGACCGCACAGCCCAAGCUGUUUUAUGACAAGCUGCCCGAGGACAUUGCUAGCAGAUGGGUGCUUCUGCUAGACCCUAUGUUUGCAACUGGUGGAUCGGCCAUCAUGGCUGUUGAUGUACUCAAAUCAAAGGGCGUCCCUGAGGAAAGGAUACUGUUUCUCAACCUCAUCGCGAGCCCAGAGGGCAUCAAGAGAUUUGCGACCAAGUUCCCCAAGCUACGGGUCGUCACAGCCUUCGUUGAUGAGGGACUCGAUGAAAAGAACUAUAUCAUUCCCGGCCUCGGCGAUUUUGGCGACAGGUAUUACACUAUGUAG